Gastrolobium bilobum is the source of this 637-nucleotide messenger RNA. RefSeq lists its product as uncharacterized. The coding region runs from base 25 to 327 and encodes 100 amino acids. Lineage: Eukaryota; Viridiplantae; Streptophyta; Magnoliopsida; Fabales; Fabaceae. The record is from RefSeq and is a predicted model, not a curated record. The transcript is spliced from 3 exons.
GACCAUGUGUUGCGCCACCAGUAGAUGCUAGGGGGAGACAGUGCUCAACUCUGCUUAUGUUUCUGUCGUGGCGGUGAUCAAAGGUUCGGUAUAGAAAGCCAAAGCUCCGAGUUCGAAGCAAAGUUUCUGCCCUUUACUCAUUCCAUGGGAACAAGAGGAGUGAUUGGGGACAAGUGGUCCAUGAGAAUUCUUUGGGCUUGCGCUAUUGGAAGUGCUAUCGGCCUGUAUAUGGUUGCUGUACAAAGACAAGCACAAAACAGGGAUAAGAUGCUGGCUGAAGGCUUGAAAGCAAUGGAGUCAGGGGAAAGCUAUGAGGAAGAUGUUUGAAGUUUGAACCAUGUCACACAAAAAAGUCUGUUAGUAUCAUAUAGCAUAUGCAGAGUUUCAGAGUCUUCUAAAAGAGGUUUCUCCUUAUGUUAAAGGUCCCUUGCAUUCAUGUUUUGUCCAUUUGCUAUAAAAUUUGUUAAGGUUUGAGCAUUUUCCAGCGGGAAAAUACUCAAGUAGAUUUUCAUUUGGAAUGUGUUAUGGAAAAGGAUUGAAAUAAGCUUUCAUUGAAAUGGAAAAACAAAAAGCAUGACCACAUUUUUAACAUUUUAGUAAAUAAACUUGUUUAGAUCCUUUUGAAAGAUACCUUUUU